AUGGAGGAGUCUCCGGGAGGCCGAUCCCCAGCCUUUUCGGGGGAGGAGGACGCGGAAAAUCGCAGAGUGUCUUCGGGGAGCCUGGUCCUCCCCAGCUGUCCUCGGGGGCCGGGGGACCCCGCAAAGUCUCUUCAGGGGAGCCCGGACCCCGCCGAGUCACCGCGGGGAGGGGGCAGCGACCCCCGCCAGAGCCCCGGGCGCGGGGGGGCGGCCAGGCGGGGAGGGACCGGCUCAGCUGCGAGGCCGUGCGGGGGGAAAAAAAAGGCGGAGGGGGGGGGCGAAUAUAAAAAACGAUCGUCUUCGGCCGGAGCGGUCUGUCCUGGGGGGGCGGGGGAGCCCCGAGAGCGCUCGCUCUCCUCAGGUGCGGGUCCCCGCGGGGGCGGUGGGCGCAGGGCCCCCUCCCCGAGGCUCCUGGGCAGGGCGGGGAGGCGGCGGCCGAGCCCCGGGCUCUGCUCAGCCCGAAGGGGUCGGAGCCCCGCAAUUCCCGGCGCCGCCGACACACAGGGACGCGGCGGCCGCCGCCGCUGCUGCUGCUGCCGCUGGCGGAGUCGGUGCCGCGAAGCCCCCGCCGGCGCGUCGCCUCCCCUCAGCGGUGCCUCUGUCGGCGGCUGCCCGGCCGCGGCAUCCUGUGGCGGCGGGAGCCUCAGCGCGGGUCCCCCAUGGCCGGAGCGGGAGCGGAUCCGGCUCCCGGCACAGCUCAGUGUCUGGAAGAGAGGAUUAGUGUCUAGCACUGGGUUUCGUGUGGCUGCACCUCCCAGUUUUGAGGACCUCAGCUCACUUCUCUACAUAAUGCAUUUUGGGAUCUGGUUCAUCAGUCCUGGCAUGUUCAUCACAAUAAAUCCUUCUGUAGGAUCCCAGCACAAGUGCAGAACAUCAUUUGUCCAGUGAACCUAAACACAGGAUAAGGAGCUGAUAUAAUAUCCACAAAAGAGGGAAGAGACCUAUCACAUCAUCUGGGGAAUUUGGAACUCAAACUCUUCCUGGCUCAGAACCUUGAAGCUUUCCCAGCACCUGAGAACAGCAAGACACAAUGGAGAACAAUCACAUCCAUGUCUGGUGAAUUCUGCACCUGAGACACUGCUUGCCCUUGGUACUCUUUGGGAAAAAAAAAAGCCUCCUGGAAAACAGAGAGGAGGCAGAUUUAAAAAAGAAUUGAGGAAAAAAUGCUGUUGAAAAUGUGCUUUGUUUUGUAGAUAGGUUCUUAUAGAGUUCUCAUCUCUGCAACUUCCAGAAGUGCAUUAAGCUGCAUAAUUAGCAUCUGUCACAUGAAGCUUUUUCCUUCCCUCUUCCUCUCCCUAGAGGGAACCUGCAUAAAGAAAUUUUAAUAUAAAUUUUAGUAUCUACUCUGCACAGUGCAAUCAUAUUAGGAAAGCUACAGGCAAGGCAGUUUGUACUCAGUCUAAGGCUUAUCUUUGUGUAAUA
Messenger RNA from Vidua chalybeata, 1422 nucleotides. Its product is annotated as translation initiation factor IF-2-like. NCBI's taxonomy places the organism in Eukaryota, Metazoa, Chordata, Aves, Passeriformes, Viduidae. The record is from RefSeq and is a predicted model, not a curated record. Bases 1 to 888 code for a protein of 295 amino acids. The transcript has 3 exons.